CACGCUUUGUAUGACGUAACGUGGAGUAUCAACACGACCCUAGCUGUUAGAAUAGAAAAGUCCGCGGGAUUUUAAAAAGAAGAGCAACAAUUCUGUGAUCUAUACACAUUUAUCCGACCUAACGCGUUUCGCUUUGCCAUGUCGGUAAACUAUGCCGCCGGAUUAUCUCCAUACGCGGAUAAAGGCAUCUGCGGGCUUCCUGAGGUAUUUGAUACGCCUGAGGAGGUAAAAGCUAAGGUGGAGACGCUGGCUCAGUUGAUCAGAGAUUCGCAGUACAUGGUGGUGCAUUCAGGGGCAGGAAUCAGCACUUCUUCAGGCAUUCCUGACUUCAGAGGUCCUAAAGGCGUGUGGACAAUGGAGCAGAAGGGAGAGACGCCUCACUUUGACACUACAUUCGAGGAUGCAAAGCCCAGUCUGACUCAUUUGGCCCUGCUGCAGCUGCAGAGAGCCGGCUACCUCAAAUACCUCAUCAGCCAGAAUGUGGAUGGACUGCACCUGCGCUCUGGCUUCCCCAGGGAUCGAUUGUCAGAGCUUCACGGAAACAUGUUUGUUGAAGAAUGUGAGAAAUGUGGGAAGCAGUAUGUGCGUGACACAGUAAUUGGGGUGAUGGGUCUGAAGCCCACCGGGCGAUACUGCGAAGUGACCCGUUCCAGAGGACUCAGAGCUUGCAGAGGGAAGCUGAUCAGCACCAUCCUGGACUGGGAGGACUCUUUGCCUGACAGGGAUCUGAACAGGGCUGAUGAAGCGAGCAGGCGGGCUGACCUGGCCCUAACAUUGGGUACAUCUCUGCAAAUUAAGCCGAGCGGCGAUCUGCCUCUUUUGACCAAACGUACCGGAGGCAAGGUGGUGAUCGUCAAUCUGCAGCCAACUAAACAUGACAAGCAUGCCCACCUGCAUAUCCAUGGCUACGUCGACGAGGUCAUGAGUCAAAUGAUGAAGCUGCUAGGGUUGGAGAUUCCGGAUUGGGCGGGACCAACACUAUGUGAAAACUCGGGAGGUGAUGCAGACAUUCUACCUUAUGGCGCUUGGAAGAAGGAAGUAAAGAUAGAGCUGAAAAUAGAGGAGAAGAAAGACCUUGGGCUGAAGAAGAAGAGGACGAAUAACAAAAAUGCAGAGAUUACUGAGAAGGGAGUCAAAAAAGAGGAAGAAGAGGACACGAAAUGUGAGCAGGAGGCCUUGAUUGACAGUAGGUUUGAGCCAGUUACAACAGAGAACGUCAAUAGCUCAUCACAGAAUUCUCUUUGCUCCUCUACACUGGACGAUACGGACACAUGUGAAGCUAAAAAGCCACGGACUGACCCUCCUUCCUCCUAGACCUAGACACCUUAGGAGGUUCAAAUCGCAAAGACCAGCAAUACAGCAAUCUCAGGCAGACUCCUAUACACCACAUAGAUCCAGUUGUACUGAACCUCCUCUAGGCAGCCAGUAGACCUCUUUCUGUUGUCUUGCUGAAGACUGGAGUCUCGUCUUGAAGCCGUUUGUAGUAAGGGUGGGCGAUAGGGCAAAAAACGUAACAACGAUAUUGCAAUAUUUAUUUUUUCUGACAUUUGCAGACAGGUUGGACUGCAGCAGGAAAGCAGCAGUGUCGUGUUUAGAAAAGACUAGAAAUUUGACAAAUUAAGCUAUGAUGUAAAAGAAAAAAAUGGUAAAAAUGAAUAAAGACAAAGGCAUAAUGAGCAGACAUCCAAUCAGCUACCUGUUGUUAUGCUGUUUAUGCAGUUGCUAUGAACUGGUGGUUGUCGUUUACAGGCUCUCUAUAAUUUGUCUUUAUGAUGCAUACAGUUGUUCAUGGUUCUAGAAACGCUGAUGCAACUCAAAUGCCUAUUGUAACAUUGUUUAUCAUGAUAAUGUUUUCAUAUUGCCCACCCUUAUUGUGUGGUGCAGUAAAAUAUUAGAACAGACUGAUAUGCCUUUGGCAUCUGCUGCUGGUGUCUGUAAAGACAUGGCUAUUACCAGAAGUGGGAGGACAUUGAAGCCAUUGGAAAUGAACUACACUGAAAAAAAGUGGUGCUUUGUGUUUACUUGGAGGUUCCUUCCUUUUAGCAAGAACUAUGUUAAUGUAAUAAUAAAUAUACACACACACUCACUCACUCACCUGCCAGUUUAUUAGGUACUACUAAUGCUAGUAAAAGGCUGGACACACUUUUGCCUUCAGAACUGCCUUAAUUCUUCAAGGCAUACUUUCAACAAGGUGUUGGAAACAUUCCUCAGAGAUUUUGGUCCAUAUUGACAUGAUAGCAUCACGCAGUUGCUGCAGAUUUGUCAGCUGCGCAUCUAUGCGAAUCUUCUGUUCCACCACAUCCCAAAGGUGCUGUAUUGGAUUGAGAUCUGGUGACUGUGGAGGCCACUGGAGUACAGUGAAGUCAUUGUCAUGUUCAAGAAACCAGUUUGAGAUGAUAUGAGCUUUGUG
Molecule: messenger RNA, 2410 nt
Organism: Pygocentrus nattereri (red-bellied piranha)
Lineage: Eukaryota; Metazoa; Chordata; Actinopteri; Characiformes; Serrasalmidae
Gene: sirt6
Product: sirtuin 6
Exons: 8
Coding region: 139-1314 (391 amino acids)
Molecular function (GO): NAD+ binding
Source: RefSeq, a predicted model, not a curated record